AGAUACCUUGGUGGAAGGCAAGUAAGUCCGGUGGCUAAACGCCUCAGCUUUCAUUGUGGCACAUUGCCUUAUCCACCUAGGUAGGUAUGUAAAUUAUGGAAGACUACUCGCACCGUGCGGGGUGAUUACGCUUUCUGCAGAUAAUACAUACGAAACUGCCCAAAAUAUCAAGACAGAUUCACUCCCUCCACCAUAUCACUACGUAAUAGCGGGACUAAUGAUGCGGAUAUAGAAUUUCAAUACGACAAUUGAAGGGUUACGACAACCUACCUAUCUUUUAUACCUACCAAAAUAACGAAAUCAUACCAAAAGAUCUAAACAAUAUGUCUUCGGCAACCCCAACAACCUCAACAACCUCGUCACAACCUAAGAAGCCCAAGGGCAUCUUAAAAAAACCCACAACAACAACAACAACAACAACGACCAAUACCUCAUCUCCUUCCACAGCCAUAGCUCCCACUCCCAUCUCCCCCUUCCCAAUCCAAGAACACAAACCAUCCGCCUCCAACCCCGACGCGCGCGAAACAGCCAUCCAACAAGCCCGCAUAAUCCAGCAGCAGCAAGUCUUCGAAGACGAGAUCCAGGACUCCAUCAUCGAGCUAUCCAAGCUCCCCCUAGCCUCCUCCUCCUCGUCCACGUACGACUCCUCGAACCCCUCCCCUUCCGACGCCGACGUCUUCCGCCAGCUGGUCCGCCUCUUCCAGCCGGGCGACUACGAGGACCUGAUCGAAGAGCGCAACACGCUCAAGAAAUGCGGGUACGCGCUGUGCCCGCGCCCGCGCCUGCGUCUCGGCCCGGGCGGCGAGUACAAGCUGGUGAGCUGGGGACGAGAGGACUUUGGCAUCGUGCCGCGAAAGGAGUUGGAGCGGUGGUGCUCGCGGGACUGCGCCCGCCGCGCCAUGUACGUCAAGGUGCAGCUUGGCGAGACCGCGGCCUGGGAACGAGCGGGCAUUUCGUCUAUCCGGAUCGAUCUGCUGGACGAGCCGAAGCAGGCCGAGGAAGAGGACGAUGAUGCGACUCGGCGGCUCGAGAGGGAGUUACAGAGCGUGGAAAGGAAGGCUGCCCAGGAUGCUAAGGAUCUAGCGCUCGAACGAGGCGAUGCGGUGGACAAGCCGUCUACGAGAAAAGUUAAGCUUACGAUUAGGGAAAAGUCCGUUAAGAUGGCUCCGCAAGAGCCCACGCUGGAUGAAGAUGGCGAGGGCCAUUUAGUACUGGACGGUUACAAACCAAAAUUCAACCAAGAGCUAGAACAAAAUGGCGAAGAUGAAACGAUGAAAGAGGAUGAUUCUGAAAAACCGACAGCAGAAUGAUAUAACAGUAUUUUGAUCAUUACCAGCAUAGUUCCGGCGUUCUGAUUAGGAUCAUUUGAGAUACCCUUAGUAGAAAAUAAUGGCAAAGACAAUCACCUGUACCGAGACACGUAGUAUAAUGGCCAACGUCAUGACCAUCCCUUUAUGCCUAGUGCCGAGUUGUCCAGCUUACGGGGACUCAAGGAGUUAAUAAGGACCUAGACGUUGUAAAUCCAAGUUGUAAAUCCAAGUUGUAAAUCCAAGU
This is a messenger RNA of Daldinia loculata, 1554 nucleotides long. RefSeq lists its product as uncharacterized. Bases 324 to 1310 code for a protein of 328 amino acids. Gene Ontology annotation, cellular component: nucleus; cytoplasm. The transcript has a single exon. The record is from RefSeq and is a predicted model, not a curated record. Lineage: Eukaryota; Fungi; Ascomycota; Sordariomycetes; Xylariales; Hypoxylaceae. Gene Ontology annotation, molecular function: RNA polymerase core enzyme binding; RNA polymerase II CTD heptapeptide repeat phosphatase activity.